GGAACUUCAAAGGUCUAUGCAAGCAAAUCGACCACUUCCCCGAGGACGCAGACUACGAAGCGGACACGGCCGAGUAUUUCCUCCGGGCGGUGCGGGCCUCGAGCGUCUUCCCGAUCCUGAGCGUGAUCCUGCUCUUCAUGGGCGGCCUGUGCGUGGCGGCCAGCGAGUUCUACAAGACGCGGCACAAUAUCAUCCUGAGUGCCGGCAUCUUCUUCGUCUCUGCAGGGCUGAGCAACAUCAUCGGCAUCAUCGUGUACAUAUCCGCCAACGCCGGGGACCCCUCCAAGAGCGACUCGAAGAAGAACAGCUACUCGUACGGCUGGUCCUUCUACUUCGGGGCCCUGUCCUUCAUCAUCGCCGAGAUGGUCGGGGUGCUGGCCGUGCAUAUGUUUAUCGACCGGCACAAACAGCUGCGGGCCACGGCCCGCGCCACGGACUACCUCCAGGCCUCGGCCAUCACCCGCAUCCCCAGCUACCGCUACCGCUACCAGCGCCGCAGCCGCUCCAGCUCGCGCUCCACCGAGCCCUCGCACUCCAGGGACGCCUCGCCCGUGGGCAUCAAGGGCUUCAGCACCCUGCCGUCCACGGAGAUUUCCAUGUACACGCUCAGCAGGGACCCCCUGAAGGCCGCCACCACGCCCACCGCCACCUACAACUCCGACAGGGACAACAGCUUCCUCCAGGUCCACAACUGUAUCCAGAAAGAGAACAAGGACUCGCUGCACUCCAACGCGGCCAACCGCCGGACCACCCCCGUGUGACGGCCCCGGGAGGGCGUGGCCUGCGGGCUGGGGGGCGGGGGGCGGGGCGACCUUCCCAAAGCAAAAAAAAAAAAAAAAAAUACACACAUACACACACAAAACAAAAACAACAAAAAACACACACUCAAAAAAAAGAGAAAAACACAACACGUAAAUUAAAACAAACAAAAAAAAGAACAAAAUAUAUGAGGAAUGAAGAAGCAAACCAACAGGAAAUGUGGAAAAAUAGAAACGAGGCGAGAAAAACAAACUUAAAAAGCUAGAGGGAUUAAAAAAAUUAAAACUAGAAAAUAAAUCUAAAAGAACAUGCAUGAUUUCCCAUGUACCUUAUUUUAACAUUUAAUAAAAACCAAUUUAAAGGAAACAAUAAGAGGGCCAAGAUAACAUCCUAAGAGCACGGAGGCUGUCCUCCGGGGGUGAGGCUUCGGUCCUCUGCUUUCUUGGGUUUUUGGUUCUUACUAUUUUUUUUUUUUUAAAUACGGGAGAGAUUCCAUUCUGUUCCCUUUAACCCCCAGUCGGCCCCGCCUCCCUGGGAGAGUGGGGGCGGAGCCUCAGGGGCCCUCGGGGCCCGGGAGGAGGGGGGGGCCUGUGGUCACUGCCAGGUCCCUGGAGCCCCCCCACCCUACGCCGGGCCGGGUGCCCCAGGAAGGCUGGGAAAGCUCACGGGGCACCUGCAGGCCUCCAGGCGACCUUGGUCUCUCCUGUCUGUCCCUCAGGUGCCUGCAGGGGGCGCACUUGGGGCCUGCCCAGCCCCACGUUCCCAGUCCUGAACGGUCCUUAACCCACUGUGAUGACUUUCUAGGCCUUGAGGAAAGGGAAGGAGAGGGGGUGGCUGCGGGGGGCCUCCCUCAGGGUGAGCCUCUGGGGGCCACCGUGCCCUGAGCUCCUGUCCCUGGGGCCGCGGGACGCCCGCCCUCCCGGGGCUGCAAAGCAACUCUCUCUCUCCUCACCCCUCACCUCAGGGCUGCCUGCCGACCCUGGGGUGACGGUGGACCCCCGGACUCAUAGGCCCCCCCUCCCCUGGGAAGGGGGCGCACUGACCCUUUGGGGGUCCUGGGACUCACUGACGCCCCCUAGGGGCCCGGCGGGUCCAACAAUGACACUGCAAAAAGGUUUCUUUUUACAAAAGAAAAAAAGGAAAAACAAGUGGUGAUUUUUUUUUAAUAAAAAAACCACAGACUAUAAAUAAAUGUAAAUAUAUAAUAAGUGGAUUUACUUGCAAGAAAAUCAGAUAGUAUUUUUCUUUUAAUUCUUUUCCAGCUUUAAACUGUGAAAUCAAAAAAAAAAUGGGGUGGGGUGGGGGACUUAAAAUUUAGCAGGGAACUUGUAAAGAACAAAACAGAAAACAAAUAUACAACUCCAUUUAAAACAGAAACAACGCAGUGAGAGGUAAGAGCUGGCCUUAGCGCUGCAGAGAGACAGGAGCCAGCCCCAGCCGGCUGCAGGGCAUGUCUGACCCGGAAGAGCUCUUCCCGACCAGGAAGAAGGUGCUGCCGUUGCAGAGGGGAGAGCAGACCUCACACCCCGGUCACACACGCGGCCAUGCACAGCCAGUGCGACGGUGGCCCGCAGGGACACACACCCUCAGCCCCGACCCUUCCAUCACGUUCACAGCCAGGGGCACGGCUCAGAGAAAACUCACAGCCUCCAAAGCCAUGGCGACAACCACGACUCCUUCACCUUGGCCUUUAUGCUCACACCUCUCACCACAUCACCUCCACACACACACACGCACACACCACGCCCACGGGCACAUGCAUUCUGGAAUUUCCUGCUGUGUGGCCUCAGUUUCCCCCCUGUGGGUUAACCCAGAGGAGCACCCGAGGCUCACUCUCGUUCUUGGCGUCUGUGACUUUGCAGAUCGGCCACCUACCCAGAGGUAGACACCAGGGCGUCCAUCACCACACACACACACACACACACACACCCUGUAUGCCUCUCACUGUGCUCCCCAUCUCCUGCCCCCACAUUCGAUGUCAAAGCAAAAAUAUACACACGCGCGCCAACAUACGCUGCCCCCCCCCAAACCAGGAUGGGGAUGACAGGUCCCCAGCCCACUCUCCAUUCUGUGUCUCCUUUCUCCGACGCCAUAGCCCGGCCCUGAGAGCGGAGGGCGCGUCCCAGAGGGAUGGGCCAGCAGGUGCUCCCAGCACCUUUGGGAGUGGGUGCGAAAGAGGGUCCUGGCGCCCACCAGGAGCGGUUGAGGCUCUCCCUGCACCAGAGGGUUUUAGCAGAAGUCAGCCCUGGGAUGAGAGGACCAGACUGAAGUCUGGGGGCAUCCCUUGUAUUCCCCAGAGGGACAAGGGCCAGUCCAGCCGGAGCUAAAAUAUCUUAGGCCGGCCUGCGUGCCACUCGGCGGACGGCAAGGCGCUUGCCGCCUCCAUCAGGGAGCCUCCCUUGGUUGGCCUCUUUCUUGCUGCUGAGGUUCCUGUACGGAGCUCUCUGGGGAGCUCGAUGGAGUGGCUUAUGCUGUCUCAGCCUCUCUUCCUGCAGCUGGAGCCUGGCAAGGCGGCCUGAGGCAGGAGGCAGAGCGACUGCCGGCCCAGCCAGGCGUGCACGCAGGGAGGCUGCGCGGGCCCGGGCACAGCCCUGGGCUCACUCGAGGUGUGCGGCUCACUCUGGGUGCAGGCGGACUUUCCCUCCCACGCCCGAGCCAGACUCCAGAGCUGGACGGAUCGGGGACUAGAGAGGAGGGAGAGGCCACAAGGAAGCGGCCAGCGGGCAGGCAUAGCGCGAAGACAAAAAACUGGCCCCAGGUCUGAGCUCUGCCAGGGCCUCUGGGCUGCCACUUGGGUUUCCUUUCAGGCUGCCAGGAAGCAGGCCAUCUGGGUGGGGUGGGGCGGGGGGCACCAGCAUGGCCGAGAAAGGGCUGGGGCCCUGGAGGGAAAGAGCUGGGACCCGGGCGGCAAGGGCCCUGCUUCCUGAGUGGACGACUGCUCGUGUCCAGCUCAAACCAGUUCAAGAAACAAACCUCCAUUUUAUUUUCUUGGUGGGUCCUUUUUUUUUUUUUCAGACUGUUAACAGAAAAAAUUUUAAAAAGCAGAAAACUAAAAAAAAAAAAAAUCCUGGUACAUGAAAUAAAGAUUUUUUUUAUAGCUCGGUCCUCCUGUCCG
Messenger RNA from Oryctolagus cuniculus (rabbit), 3874 nucleotides. Lineage: Eukaryota; Metazoa; Chordata; Mammalia; Lagomorpha; Leporidae. The record is from RefSeq and is a predicted model, not a curated record.